UGAGGUCAAUGUUUUAAUGCCAGUAUAAGACACCACUGAAGGCUUUCAUCACAUCAAUUCUUGCUAUCAACAGAUAACACAUCUGUAAGCCAGACAACAAAGUUCUUGUAUCAGUGCCAAAGACAUACAUGUCAACAGAAACAGAAGUUGAAAGAAAUGCCAAGUACAAUUGUAAAUUUAAGAAAUUUAGAACGUUUUGAAGAUUUGCCUGAAGUUGAGAACAGGAACAUGCAAGAGCAAGAAACGAAUGGAUGGGAAGACAGUUAUAGUUACAGGAGCUAAUACAGGGAUUGGGAAGGAGACGGCACAUGACCUGGCUCGAAGAGGAGCUAAAGUGAUUCUUGCCUGCAGAGAUUUGGAGAAGGCGAAAAAAGCCUGUGCUGAUAUUGUUGCAAGCACUGGGAACUCUCUGGUGGAAGUUCAGCACCUGGACCUGAGUUCCCUAGCCUCAGUCCGCAAGUUUGCUAAUAACAUCAUAAACACAGAGCCACGUCUGGAUGUGCUUAUCAACAAUGCAGGUGCUGGAGGAAUUGUAGAGAAGUUUACAGCUGAUAAUCUUCAACUUGGCAUGCAAGUGAACCACUUUGGGGGCUUCUUGCUUACCUGUCUCCUUGUUGAUCUCUUAAAAAAAUCAGCUCCCAGCCGAAUAGUGAUGCUGUCAUCAAUCUUGCAUAAGUUUGCCAUAUUUGAUGUCGAGAAUCUCAAUUCUGACAAGUGGUUUAGUAUGUUUCAGGUGUACUGUUGCAGUAAACUAGCCAAUAUUUUGACAGCUAAUGAAUUAACCAGAAAGCUGAAAGGGACAGGAGUUACUGCAAACAGUGCUCAUCCUGGAGUAGUGCUUACAGAUGUUUGGCGAAAUAUACCCCAAGUACUACAAUUCUUACUUACUUUCACGUUAAAGCUGUUUUUCAAGAAUGCUGUUGAAGGUGCACAGACUUCCAUCUACUUGGCAGUUUCUGAAGAAGUUGAGGGAGUGUCUGGGAAAUAUUUUGUGGAUUGUCAGGAAGCAAGUACGUCAAAAGCAGCAAAAGACGAAUUUCUUGCCAAGGCAUUAUGGGAGAAGAGUGAAGCUAUGGUUGGUCUCAAACCAGAAGAAAUGCACUUUUAGAGCAAGAAAGUCUGACAUCUAUUCUGAGAAUGCAGUUUUAAAAUUGGUGUUUAGAAGAAUUAUAUAUUACUUAGUUGUUGAUUCUUGAGGUUUUUAAUAUAUGGUACAGGAUUUAAUGAGGAGCUGAUAUGUGAAUCAGUAACCAGGUAUUAAUCAACAUGUAUCUACAAUCAUGAAAUAAAUAAUAUAUAUAUUUUUCUAAUA
This is a messenger RNA of Zootermopsis nevadensis, 1312 nucleotides long. Its product is annotated as retinol dehydrogenase 14. The record is from RefSeq and is a predicted model, not a curated record. Lineage: Eukaryota; Metazoa; Arthropoda; Insecta; Blattodea; Termopsidae.